Pogona vitticeps (central bearded dragon) is the source of this 3093-nucleotide messenger RNA. The record is from RefSeq and is a predicted model, not a curated record. NCBI's taxonomy places the organism in Eukaryota, Metazoa, Chordata, Lepidosauria, Squamata, Agamidae.
GGUAUGCAAGUGUGGAAUGCAAUCUGAGGAGGCUGACUGGUUCCCUUUCUGUAGCUGGAAGUCUUCCUCCCUCUGGAAGAACCCGAUCAUACGCAUCAUGAUUUCUCCUCCUGUUCAUAAGAAAAACUUUGAAAGGACUUGCCCCCCUAUGUGGUGUUCUGCUGUGUAGCCAUCCAUUUGAAGCAGUAAGAGAGUAGGCAGAGGGGCCUCCUCUUGGACAACCAAUGUUUAUCUCCAGUGAUGAUGUCAGAAAUUAAAGCCGCUAUUCCCUGCCUAGUCCAGUUAUUACAAACUUGUAUGAUGCAAAGACUGCAGUUCAGCAUCCGAAAAACAUUGCUUUUAAAACUGUCUAGAUGAUUGUCGUUGCUUUUGUCGUGUUCUACGUGAGCAGAAGCCUUCUCCAAGGUUUGCGGUGCCGGCUGACUCUUGGGCAGAACCUUCCCUGUUGGUUGCAGAUCCUGGGGGACAGCAUCAUGGGCAACUCCUGCGUUUGUCGGGAAGACAGCGGGGCAGAAGACAAUGCAGAUUCCAGGAGUCGUCAGGCGGAGAGCAGCAGAGCACCUGCACCUGAAACAAGGAGCCAUCCGAGGGACCCAGUACGGCCGCCCCGGCGGGGGCGGGGGCCACAUGAACCAAGGAGGAAGAAACAUAACGUGGAUGGGUUAGUGCUCGACACGCUAGCGGUGAUUCGGACACUUGUAGACAAUGAUCAAGAACCUCCUUAUUCAAUGAUGACUCUGCAUGAAAUGGCUGAAACAGAUGAAGGCUGGCUGGAAGUUGUCCAGUCCUUAAUUAGAGUUAUUCCAUUAGAAGAUCCUCUGGGACCAGCUGUGAUAACUUUACUAUUGGAUGAGUGUCCAUUGCCAACAAAAGAUGCACUGCAAAAGCUGACGGAAAUACUUAGUUUAAGUGGAGCCGUUGCUCGCCAGGAUGCCUGUCAUCCCGCCAAACACCGGAACACAACGGCAGUACUGGGCUGUUUAGCAGAAAAACUUGCAGGCCCUGCAAGUGUAAGUUUACUCAGCCAGGGGAUUUUGGAGUACUUACUGCAGAGCUUGGAGUUCCAGUCUCAUCCGACAGUAAUGCUUUUUGCACUAAUAGCCCUGGAAAAGUUUGCACAAACAAGUGAAAAUAAAAUGACUGUUUCUGAAACGUGCAUCAGUGACCAGCUUGUCUUGUUAGAGAAAUGGGCAGAUAAUCCAGACUACUUAAAACGCCAAGUUGGAUUCUGUGCCCAGUGGAGUUUAGACAAUCUCUUUCUGAAAGAAGGCAGACAGUUUACAUAUGAAAAGGUUGACUUGACCCACAUUAAGGCCAUGUUGAAUAGUAAUGAUGUCAGUGAAUACCUUAAGAUCUCCCCACAUGGGCUGGAGGCUCGGUGUGAUGCCUCAUCUUUUGAAAGUGUCCGAUGUACCUUCUGUGUAGAUUCUGGAGUCUGGUAUUAUGAAGUCACAGUCAUUACAUCUGGAGUGAUGCAGAUAGGAUGGGCUACCAAAGACAGCAAAUUUCUCAACCAUGAAGGUUACGGUAUCGGGGAUGACGAGUACUCCUGUGCAUAUGACGGCUGCCGGCAGCUGAUCUGGUAUAAUGCCAGAAGUAAACCACAUUCUCAUCCAUGUUGGAAGGAAGGUGACACCAUUGGAUUUUUACUCGACCUGCAAGACAAGAAAAUGAUUUUUUAUUUAAACGGGAACCAGCUUCCUGCUGAGAAGCAAGUCUUUUCUUCUGCUGUGAUAGCAAUCAGCAUCUCAGUAACGAGCAAGAGUCUUCUGCCAUGGUCUGGCUUCUUUGCUGCAGCUAGUUUCAUGUCUUACCAACAGUGCGAGUUCAACUUUGGAGCAAAACCUUUCAGAUAUCCACCAACAACUAAAUUUAGCACCUUUAAUGAUCAUGCCUUCCUAUCAGCAGAAGAGAAAAUAAUUUUGCCAAGGCACAGACGCUUGGCCUUGUUGAAACAAGUGAGCAUCCGAGAAAAUUGUUGCACUCUUUGCUGUGACGAAAUAGCAGACACAGAGCUGAGGCCGUGUGGACACAGUGACCUGUGCAUGGAGUGUGCCUUGCAACUAGAGACCUGCCCUUUGUGUCGGCAAGAAAUACAGACUCGGGUCCGACAGAUCGCUCACAUCUCAUGACACGUAGAGGACGGUGUCUCAUCGACGUGCCUCUCAUCCAUUCCAUCUGAUGCCAGAAGAGAGAAGGGCAACUCAAGCCCCCACCACCCAUGUGCUGAAAACCCAGCUGUGGGGCGGUUUUUAUAUUGAACGAUACAGGGAAGCCUGUGAAGUCACCCCGUUGCCUCAGAGCUGUGGAGUGUUUCUUUUCACAGUAAUGAAAGUUGGUGGUGAAACUUGAGUUACCUGUUGGUUUGUGUCCAGCUAAGGCUGCUACAGAGUCUCUUCCUUCAUCGCCUCCCCCUCAGUCCAUCUUUUCCUUUUUUUUCCCCCUCCUUUUUCUGCGCCUUCCACGUACCACAUAAGAUUUUGCACUGGAAACAUAGAAUUCAAAAUCUCAUAGACUGGAGGGCAUACCUGUCCCCUGACACCUUUAUUUUUAUCAGUUGUCAUGCAUCUGAAACAAAUAUCAAUAUUUCUUGAUCAAUGUAGCUUCCUGCUGGUCAGAAAUCUUCUGUAUUUUUUGGACUGCUGAUAUGAAAAUGUUCAAAGACUUGAAACCUACAUGAAGAAACUGAUUUGUACAGAAGGUGUGAAGAUUAUAGAGGAUUCCAAAUUUUUUGAUAUCUUGGAGAUUCCAAAGAAUGUUGAUGAUCUUUUCUUUUUUUUUAACUGCAGAGAAUUCAUGGUAUUUUCAUUCAUAGUGUUUCUAACUCCAAUUUCAGUACCAUUUCUGUGAGAAGUAAACUAAUUUUCAGGAUGAAUUCUUCAAACGGCAAUGCCAGACUGGAGAAAGUUUGACAUUCAUGGUAUUUUAAGGUACCAUUGGUCAUUGUGCUUUUUUUUUUAAAUUCAGCAUCUAUUGUUGCAAAUUCUGUACAUUUGGGAAAUAUUGAGCUGUAGAUCUCCAGAUUUGGAAAGAACGUGGAGCGAAUGUGUUAAUAUGGUUUUUGCAAGAAAUACAUGUUUGAAUAGCAAUUAA